CAACUGCUCGUCAUUCCAAUUUUAAACAUGAAUUACACAAUUUCUCUGAAUUAGGGCUGUCUCAACCUCACUCUCCUUCUUCCACUUCACUCCAUUCCACUCCCUAAACCGCGCGCUCUCUCUCUCUCUCUCUCUCUGCCUCCUCACUGGAUCAGCCAUUUCUUCUCAGAUGGACCACGUUGAUGGAGAUAUAUGAGAGGGAUGGUAAAAUUAAUUCUCACCCAGAAAUCAUAGUGGCUUUCUCUACUCUGUAGGGGUUAUGCCUGUCAUGGAAGCUGAUAAAACUGAUGCCGUUCGUGCUGAAGAACUCAAAUCGCAAGCAAAUGAAGCAUUUAAAGCCCACAAAUAUGCUCAAGCAAUUGAUCUUUAUACACAAGCAAUCGAGCUAAAUGAUCAGAAUGUUGUAUACUGGGCAAACCGUGCAUUUGCACAUAUUAAAUUGGAGGAAUAUGGUAGCGCAAUCCAGGAUGCAUCGAAGGCUAUAGAAAUUGACCCUAAAUAUUCAAAAGGUUAUUACAGGAGAGGUGCUGCUUUUCUUGCUAUGGGAAAACUAAAAGAAGCACUUAAAGAUUUUCAACAGCUCAAGAAGAUCUGUCCCAAUGAUCGUGAUGCUGCUAAGAAAUUGAAGGAAUGUGAAAAGGCAGUCAUGAAGCUUAAGUUCGAAGAAGCAAUAGCAGUACCAGAAGCUCAGAGGCGUUCAGUGGCUGAUUCCAUUGAUUUUCAUGCAAUCGAUGUUGAGCCACAGUAUACUGGUGCAAAGAUAGAAGGAGAUGUAACACUGGAUUUCGUGAAGAAAAUGAUUGAAGAUUUUAAAAACCAGAAAAGCUUGCACAAGAGAUAUGCAUUCCAAAUUGUAUUACAAGUCAGAGAAAUCUUGCGUGCCCUUCCAUCUCUUGUAGAUGUUAACAUCCCAGAGGGCAGGCAUUUAACUGUUUGUGGUGAUGUACAUGGUCAGUUCUAUGAUCUCUUAAAUAUAUUCGAGCUUAAUGGGCUUCCAUCAGAUGAAAAUCCAUACCUCUUUAAUGGAGACUUUGUGGAUAGAGGUUCAUUUUCUGUGGAGGUCAUUCUCACGUUGUUUGCAUUCAAGUGCAUGUCUCCAGCAGCUAUGCAUUUGUCCAGAGGAAAUCAUGAAAGCAAGAGCAUGAACAAGAUCUAUGGCUUUGAGGGUGAAGUUCGGUCUAAGUUGAAUGAAACGUUUGUGGAACUAUUUGCAGAAGUAUUUUGCUCUUUACCUUUGGCUUAUGUUCUAAAUGAGAAGGUUUUCGUGGCUCAUGGUGGUCUUUUUAGUGUUGAUGGGGUAAAACUCUCUGAAAUCAGAGCAAUAGAUCGGUUUUGCGAACCCCCUGAGGAAGGAUUAAUGUGUGAAAUCCUAUGGAGUGAUCCACAACCUAAUCCUGGGAGGGGACCCAGUAAACGUGGUGUAGGUCUGGCCUUUGGUGCAGAUGUCACAAAAAGAUUCUUGGAGGAGAACAACUUAGAUUUAAUUGUGCGAUCCCAUGAAGUCAAGGAUGAAGGGUAUGAAAUCGAGCAUGAUGGAAAACUUAUUACAGUAUUUUCUGCUCCUAAUUAUUGUGAUCAGAUGGGAAAUAAAGGAGCUUUUAUUCGCUUCGAAGCACCAGAUUUGAAGCCCAACAUCGUAACCUUCUCGGCAGUGCCGCAUCCUGACGUGAAACCGAUGGCAUAUGCAAAUAACUUCCUUCAGAUGUUCCAAUAACUGGACAAAGUAGCAAUCCAACGCAAUGCAUUUCAGUUUACACGAGGCAGCUGGUGAAGAGAUAUGGUUUUCAAGUUUUGACAAAAUGCAGGUACCGUUGUGGUAUGAUUGUUUGUGGAUGCUGCUUCUCCUCAACGCUCUCUUUCUAACAGUUUAGUUGGGGAUUAUUUUUUACCUUCUAGGCUUUUGUUUUGACCCUUCCAUAGUAUUUCGAAGUCAAUUGUGUAUUCAUGCAUAGCUUUCUUGUUGGACAUUUGUUUGAUAUAUAAACUCCAUAUUGUAUGUUUACAAAGUGGGAAGAGAGAAACAUUUGUUCAUACAGUA
This is a messenger RNA of Cucurbita moschata (crookneck pumpkin), 2038 nucleotides long. RefSeq names its product serine/threonine-protein phosphatase 5-like. NCBI's taxonomy places the organism in Eukaryota, Viridiplantae, Streptophyta, Magnoliopsida, Cucurbitales, Cucurbitaceae. The transcript is spliced from 13 exons. Bases 260 to 1714 code for a protein of 484 amino acids. The record is from RefSeq and is a predicted model, not a curated record. Gene Ontology annotation, cellular component: cytosol; nucleus. Gene Ontology annotation, molecular function: protein binding; protein serine/threonine phosphatase activity.